Lontra canadensis (Northern American river otter) is the source of this 198-nucleotide messenger RNA. Its product is annotated as 40S ribosomal protein S27-like. The transcript has a single exon. Gene Ontology annotation, molecular function: structural constituent of ribosome; RNA binding. The record is from RefSeq and is a predicted model, not a curated record. Gene Ontology annotation, biological process: ribosomal small subunit assembly; translation. Bases 28 to 198 code for a protein of 56 amino acids. NCBI's taxonomy places the organism in Eukaryota, Metazoa, Chordata, Mammalia, Carnivora, Mustelidae. Gene Ontology annotation, cellular component: cytosolic small ribosomal subunit; ribosome.
CUAGUUCAAAGCCCACAUUCCUAUUUUAUGGAUGUAAAAGGUCCAGGUUGCUACAAGAUUACCAAGAUUACCACGGUUUUCAACCAUGCUCAGAUGGUCUUUAUUUGUGGGGGCUGUUCAACAGUGUUGCUGUGCAAGCCAACAGAAGGAAAGGCCAGACUCACAGGGUGUUCUUCACUUAGAAGAAAGCAACACUAG